GUGCAAACAUCUACCAUCCUAUGGGAUGCAUACUCAGGCCUGUUAAGUCAUCAGGCCAUGAUCCUGGCCCUGAACUCCAGCUUUGUGGAUCCCUUACUGCAAUUUGAAUCUCAACUGAAGAUAAUAGAGUCAUCCUUUAAUGUGGUAGUUUCCAUACCAAGUCUUGAUAAAGUGAAAAAACUGGGGAAAAACAGUGAGGAUGUUGCAGAUCUGGAGAAUUUAUACCAAAGUAUUUUAAACAUAUAUGAGGAUACCCUUCUGAUCUUAGUGUCUAAAGAUCUCUACAAACUACAGAUCUUAAAGGAAAUGACCAUGUGGAUGAGUGAAGAUGAAUCAUACGUACAAGAGAGAAUAAUGGUGAUCAUCAGCAGAGUGUUAAGCUUUGCAUCCAGGAGAGUGAGGGGAUAUACAAGUGUCGAUGUUCCCUGUUUGGGUGGUCUGGCAGCAGAAAUGUCUCUUUUGUGUUCCCAUGCUGAUUCCUCAAUCACACAACAAGCAUCCUUGGGAAUGUAUCACCUCCUUUGCAUUGCAAAAACUCAGAAUGAUGUAAAGAUGGGAACAAAUAAGUGUACUAAGCAUGAGAGUCACUACCUCCUGACUUCUUCCUCUGAUAGAGAAUGCCUACACAAGGUCUUGCAAAGAAACAAAACUAAAAUUGCUCAGAAUGUAGGACAAACUCUACUGCCCUGCUUGCUGACUGACUUUGUGUGGAAUCUCCUGAUGAAACUUUCUGCACCUGAUCAUAAAAUUUCAUCUGAGGCAGCAUCCAUCCUGGAAUUGACUCUGGAAUAUCAUGCCCAGAAGAUCACUAUGGUGUCUAAGAUUGUGGAUGCUAUUCAUAAGCAACUAAGUGAAAAUUCUUCUCACAUUAGGAAGGAUGCUAUGUUGCAGGUCAUCACCUUAUUGACACGUGCUUCACCCAAGAAGGUCAUCUUUCAACUUAUGGACUACCCAGUCCCAGCAGACAACACUCUGAUUCUGAUGUGGCAGGCGGCAGGAUCUGAGUCAAGCGUGGCCCCUCACGUGCUGAGGACAAUCCUGUUGAUACUGAAAGCGAAGCCUGGAGAAAUGCAGGAGACCCUAGAACAAAAAAAGCGUUUCUCUCUGGAUACUACCAACAUGAUGCCUGUGGCGGCAUCUCAGGCCCUGUGCACGUUGCUGCCAGUUGGUUCUUACAAGAAAGCUGUGGCCCAGUUAUUCCCCCAGCUCUUGAUGGCCCUCAUGCUCCAAAUCUUCUACAGCGGUGAACUGAGACUGACAGCACAGGACAAGCACUUCUAUGCACGAGAUGCACUAAGACAUCUGCUGAAUUGCUCUGGACUACAACAGGUGGAUAUUGCUCUAGAGAGAAAGAAUUGCUGGAACCAGUUUUCCCAAACGCUGCAUCACCAUCAUGGGGUCUACCUCGUUGCCAAAGCUCUCAGUGACUAUAACUUUCCACAGUUUCCAGAGACUUUGCAUUAUCUCUACAAGCUCUCGGUGGAAGGUCCUAGAAUGUCAGAAGACAGUGUCAUCACAGUUGUAUUCCUCACUGAACUUCUGAAUAACUUCUUCAAGGACCCAUUCCCAGAAGAGUUUUUGAUCCUCUUCAGAAACUGGGUCAAUGAUUCCAAUCCUACAGUUAGCAAACUGAGCCUUCAGAAAAUUGCCAGCAUGGCCCCAGUUGUCAAUGAGAUAAAAAAUGUCUGCAGCUUAUUAAGAUCCAUCCUGGAUGCUUUCCUUUCCAAAGACAACACUGUUGUAAUUCGGGCCUUGAUCACCCUCCGAAAGCUGUUAGUCAAACUGGGCAAGGUGACCUACUCCUCUUUGUGUGCCAGAAUUGCUGCCGGCUACUAUCUUCUGAUGGAUCACAGAUAUGGAGGCAUUCGGAGUAUGGCCAUUCGACAUUUUGGUGAAUUACUUAGGGACAUGAGUCAGUACACAUGGAUGCUGAACAGUGUGGUCCUAGGAGGCUUGGUGCCCCUGAUCCUGUUCUUGGAGGAUAAAGAGAUAAGAGUAGUUAAAGCAUGUAAAUAUACAUUAGAAAUCUGUGCUUCACAAUUAAAGUGGUCAAUAUCAUCUUUACUCAAAGAUGAAAAUUACAACUUUGAGCUGGUAGUGCUCAACAUCUGUAGAAAUCUUAAACCAGAGAAAGUAGCCAGAUAUCAGAAAAUGUAUACUCAUAAUGUAUCUUGGGUAACUUUAAUUUUGCUUUGUUGCAUAGGGUACCUGGCAAAAUCAGGUUGCCAUUUACUACUCAGAGAUGAAAUUGAAGUCAUGCUUGAGGCUAUUCAACGAGUGCUCCAGGAUGAGGACCCUGUGAUCAAGGAGUUGGCAGAAAUAACCCGCAAUGUCUUUAUGGAUAUAGUCAUUACAAUGACCUCCUCAGCUGUUAAACAAACCUUCCGAAGAUGGUUUAAGCUCAUCUACAUCAAAAAACUGAAGCCUCUUUAUCACUAUAACUGGCUCAGUGACGAGACAGGCAGUCCUAUGGACAUUACAAAUAUCAAUGGUGAUAAGGAAGGCCUUAUAAAAAAGAAUGAUGAAGACCUUUUGUUCAUGUACAUUUUCAUUUUUCUGCUGGAUCACCUCUCUGGUGUGGGACUGGAUCCUCCUCCAGCUUCUCUGACUUCUGGGCCAGACGUGUUUAGUUCGAUUAGCAAAGAACACCAGCUUCUCCUGCAGAACACUCACAUCAUCAAUGUCAGUGCUGGAGGCUCUAUUCAACGAGUGCUCCAGGAUGAGGACCCUGUGAUCAAGGAGUUGGCAGAAAUAACCCGCAAUGUCUUUAUGGAUAUAGUCAUUACAAUGACCUCCUCAGCUGUUAAACAAACCUUCCGAAGAUGGUUUAAGCUCAUCUACAUCAAAAAACUGAAGCCUCUUUAUCACUAUAACUGGCUCAGUGACGAGACAGGCAGUCCUAUGGACAUUACAAAUAUCAAUGGUGAUAAGGAAGGCCUUAUAAAAAAGAAUGAUGAAGACCUUUUGGUAAAGAAUAAGAGGCUGAAUGAUACCUUGGAGCAGACCUUGGAAAAGGAAUGA
This is a messenger RNA of Galeopterus variegatus (Sunda flying lemur), 3021 nucleotides long. RefSeq names its product maestro heat-like repeat family member 9 (gene MROH9). The annotation marks the transcript as partial. The record is from RefSeq and is a predicted model, not a curated record. Lineage: Eukaryota; Metazoa; Chordata; Mammalia; Dermoptera; Cynocephalidae. Gene Ontology annotation, cellular component: cytoplasm. The transcript is spliced from 21 exons.